This is a messenger RNA of Cinara cedri, 1494 nucleotides long. The record is from the annotation of a GenBank genome assembly. Lineage: Eukaryota; Metazoa; Arthropoda; Insecta; Hemiptera; Aphididae.
AUGCAGAAAGAAGAAAAAGUUCUUUCUAAACAAUUUGAAAAAUUGACAUUCGUUAAAAAUCAAUCGACUACAUUAAUUUUUCAUACUGCAUAUUAUAUUGCUAAAUUUAACAGACCAUUUAAUGACCAUUUUAAUCUUUUGCAACUACAACAACUGAAUGGGAUUAAAAUUGGUACUACACUUCAUUCAAGGUUUUCUUCAACUAAUAUUGUUGACCAUAUAUCUUUUAAAAUAAAACAGAAAAUUGUUGCUAAUAUUAUUGAGACUGGGAGCCAAAUUAUCAGUUUUAAUUGAUGAAUCUACUACCGUUAGUGCAGUUUGUGGUAUGGUUGUUUUUAUUUCAAGCUUCUAUUUCUUGUAAUGAUCCUAUUUUUAUUUUCUUAGACCUUGUUGAGUUUGUUAGUCAAACAGCUGAAAACAUUUUGAAUCAACUUAUUAAAUGUUUAAAAGAGUCUGGUUUUAAUGAUGAUUACUUAAUAAAUAACUGGNUAAUGCAUUACCAAAGAAUCAAAAUGAACUAAAAAAUAUCUGUAACAAAUUAGAUACAAUUUUUUUAAAGGUGGGACGUGUAUCACUGGGUGGCUAGUAGCUUAAGAGCAGUUAAAGUUAUAUGGAAAAUGUUUGAAGCUUUAUGUAACCAUUUUUCAAGUGCAUCAUUUGACACAAAUAGGAAUGGUAAAACAAGAGCCAAAUACAUUGGACUAAGAAAAAGGCUAGUUAGUCCUGAAUUUCCAUUAGAUUUUGGUUUAAUGUGUGAUUGUCUUAAUGAAUUAUCCGUCUUGUCAAACAUACUCCAGAAGCGUUCUGUAACUUUAAUUCAAGCUCAGCAACAUAUAAAUAGGAGUGUAAGAGUUUUCAUUUCAUUUAAAGAUUUAAAUGGUGAUUACAUGACUAAAGAAACAGUCACAUUAAAUGACAUGUCUUUUAAAAAUAUUAAAUUAGAAAAAAAACUCUUAAUUAGUUAACAUUAAUCAUGGUCAAUUGCUUACUAGUCUUGUUGAUAACUUAAAAGCUAGGCUCUUGGAUAAAGAACAAGAUAUUUCAAUACUUCAGGAUAUACAAAUCAUGGAUACAACAUACGUUAUGGCGAAUAUAAAAUCAACCAAUUAUGCAAACGUUUUCAACUUAAUAAGAAUGAUGCUAUUAAUGGCUUAAGACAAAAAAUUGAAGAUCAAAAUAUUUCAUUUAAAAAUGUUAUGCCUGAAUUGUAUAACUUUAUAAACCUUUCCUUGCUCAACAGCAGAGUGUGGACAGGGGUUUAGUUUGAUGAACAACAUAUGCAUAAAGUUACGUUCUAGGCUAACUAUUCAACAUAUGGCCAGUCUUAUGUUUAUAAAUAUCAAUGGACCCCCACUAGAACAAUUGGAGCCAGAAACUUAUGUCAGUAGUUGGUUGCUAAAUCAUAAAACUGCUGAUGACACUAGAACGAAAAAAAAUGUCAUUAAGGAACCAAAAACCGCAGAAGAAAAAAAAAGUUUAUGGAAAAUACUAUAA